Molecule: messenger RNA, 1404 nt
Organism: Aspergillus lentulus
Lineage: Eukaryota; Fungi; Ascomycota; Eurotiomycetes; Eurotiales; Aspergillaceae
Product: RTA1 domain-containing protein
Cellular component (GO): membrane
Source: RefSeq, a predicted model, not a curated record
AUGGCCACUGAAGCUUCUAGUUUUAAACUGUAUAUAUAUGAUCCUUCUAUUGGUGCGGCUGUUGUCUUUGUUCUUCUCUUCGUUGUUGGUUCCUGCAUCCAUACGUACCAGGUUGCCCGGACUAGAACAUGGUUCUUUGUUCCGUUCGUCCUUGGUGGAUAUUUUGAAUGGAUCGGCUACAUUGGACGAGCCAUCUCGGGGACACAAAGUCCAAAUUGGACUGUCCAACCCUAUAUUCAGCAAACCCUCCUGCUUCUGAUUGCUCCCACCUUAUUUGCCGCAAGCAUCUACAUGGAAUUGGGCCGGAUAGUCCUACUGACGAAUGGGGACAUACAUUGCUGGAUCAGGCGACAGUGGUUGACCAAGAUCUUCCUCUUGGGCGAUAUCAUCUCGUUUAUCAUGCAAGGCGCCGGCGGCGGCAUCAUGGCAAGUGGUAGUGCCAGCGCGCUCUCCACCGGCGAGCACAUAAUUAUCGGAGGUUUAGUCGUACAGCUGAUAUUCUUUUCUCUGUUUCUGGGGACCACCAUCAAGUUCCACAUUGGGAUUCAAAAUGGUCCGACUCGGAAAGUCGUCCAUUCGCAGCCGCCGUGGGAGAGGCACAUUUACGCCAUGUAUAGUGGCAGCCUUCUCAUCUUUGUCCGCUCCAUCUUCCGCCUCAUCGAAUAUGGUCAAGGCAACGACGGCUAUCUCGUGACACACGAAGCAUACAUGUAUAUUUUCGAUGGCGUGCUAAUGCUUCUGAACAUGGGCGUGUUUGCAUGGAUCCAUCCGAGUCUAGCAGCUGGCGUGCAAUCUCCUCGGGAGUUAUGCAACUCGCAAUUUCCAUCGAUUUCUCAUGGCGAUACCUUUGGUUCGUUCCUUGAGAGGGUAGCAGAGGCGGCCUACAUUGCCCAAGAAUGGAGCAGCCAGGACCCCGAACUAAUGCAUCAUUUUACGCUCCACACUUCCAAGUCUCUCGCUAGGCGGCAGCAAAUGCAAGAUACAUGGCAAAUUGCUUUCCCGACCUUGGCUUACUCCAAUGAAUUCCUGAUGCAUGGCAUUCUUGCCCUGUCGGCGCUCCACCUCGCCCAUCUUAAACCCGAAAAUCACAGCCGGUACAUAACAAGCUCCAGAUUCCACAUCUCCCUCGGCUUGCGCUCUUUCCGCAGAAUACUUACGUCGCCCACCACUGACAACUGCUGUGCAUUGUUCGCCUUUUCAAGCCUGAUCAUGGUCUACGUAUAUGCUUCCCCAGCGGAGUCCGCGGAGGUCGACAUGGUCGACACGCUCGAAUCCACUCUUCAUUUGUUCAAGUUGUGUCGGGGAACCCUAGUCCUCAGGCCUUACAUAAAUCAUGUGCGAAACAGUUCUCUAGGCCCACUCUUUCGGCAGGAGUUUGGUAUGCAGGAGUUUGAUGGAGAGUAA